GCUAGCUUUCAUGUGCCGCCGUCGUCCAAUAAAACAGAAGAGAGCCUGCCUGCAAGUCGUCUAAUCUUGGGCGAGGUGUCAAUCAUGUUCAUUCAGCGGUUGAAGUGCGGGUUUUGGUAACCGCCUCCUUUACGCCUGGAAGGGAGUCGAAGCCGGGAAAGCUUUCUACCGAUCAAAGGCUAGUGUGGCGCUGUUGCCGUAGGAUGUACUGAGCGCAGCCUGCUGCUUUCUUUACGGACGCUUCUUGUAUCGUCUGGAUAUCGCUGAUUUCUGGAUUAUAAAUACAUUUGAUGGUUUUCAAUCCCAACUCAAUGCAGAGAAAUGGGUAAACUUCACUCGAAACAUGCUGCGAUUUGUAAACCGAGGGAGAGUCCGGAGGGCGACAGUUUUGUAGUUAAUGCCUGUUUGGCAAGGAAAGGAAUUGACGAUUGGCUCGUGAAACAGAAAUACUAUUGCACGGGCUCGCGGCUUGAGCAACAGGACUGUCACCACACGAAUAAGUGCGGCUUGUCUACUCGGGAUGUGUUGGACAAGGCGUGUGCAGAGGGGAUCAGUGAUGAACAUUACCGUUUAGAAGUGGCUCUGCCCCCGGAGAAGAUGGUGGACAGUUGCUGUGUGGAGGAGAAGAUGCAGGGAAGAGAGAGCCAGGCGCCCGCAGGGACACAGAAACAGCUCCAGUUUGAAGAGCUUGAGUGUGCCGUCUCUGUAGAGGAAGACAACAGACAGGAGUGGACGUUCACGCUGUAUGAUUUUGACAACAAUGGCAAGGUCACCAGAGAGGACAUCACCAGCCUGCUCCACACCAUCUAUGAGGUGGUAGACACGUCGGUCAACCAUUCCCCCAGCAGCAGCAAGACGCUGCGGGUCAAGCUCUCCGUGGCCCCCGACUCCAGCCAGCGCUGGCGGAGCUGCACGCAGGGCCCCGCAGACAUGCCCCUCCCCAGAACCAAGACUGACAAGUGCAUUGAAGACCUUAAAAGUGCAGAGAAGAAGUCUCGAGCCCUCCUCAGGCGCCAUCACAGUGACCACCACACUGUCCAGCACCAGGUUCUGACCCAGCAGGGUCAGAGUCAGGGCUGUCAGCGCCACUGUGUGGAUGAGAACCUGGAGCGCAGGAACCACUACCUAGACCUGGCCGGCAUCGAGAAUUACACAUCCCGCUUCGGAGCAGCCCCCACCACAGAGCCUGUGAAAGCAGAGCCACAGACCCGACCAUCGAACCAGACCAGGUCUCGCUCUCAUGAACCAGAGAAUGGCCACUCCUACCCCCACCACCGCCGCUCGCAGGUGGCCAUGGAGAGCAGCACCGCUCCGGGCCCAGACACUCUUUGUCCCCCACGACCAGGUAAAGACUCAGGUAAACACGCCCUGCGCUCCCCUAAGACCCACAGCCGCACGCACCCCACACAGACCACCACGGGCAGGGUGAUGAGGAGUAGAGGGGCCCCACCUCCCCCGGCCCUGCCCAGCCAGACCCCCCCUCACCAGUCCUCAGCCCCCUACCGCAGGCACAAGCAGAGGGCCAAGGAGGGCCAGCAGCAGUACCGGGCCUUGGGGUCUCUGGGGGCUCCAGUGGGGCCUGUGAUGGAGAAGGAGCAGGUGAGGGACCUUCCCAGUGUGCUCCUCUAUGAAGGAGGGCUGGCCCAGAUGGUUCAGAGGCACGAGCAUCAUCACCACCAUGAACACCACCACCAUUACCACCACUUCUACCAGUCCUGAGCCAGCCAGCCAGCCCGCUGCCGUGCUGCCCCCGGCCCCAGAGCACCUUCUCACAGCCCCACCUCCACCUGGCUCCACAGCCAGGACAGUAGACUGUGCAGACAGGCAGGCCCCUCCCACAAAGGACAGCAACAGCACAGCCAGAACUGUGUCACUGUCAGGGGGUGCUGGGUCUUGCAUUGCCACAAGAGCUGGCCCUGUGGGCUGAGAGGACAGGACAUCAGGAGGAUUGAGUUGGACAGACAUGGAGGUGCAGGGUGAAGAGGGUUAUUAUGGGGUUGUCCAGGCAUGAAGAGUCCCUGUGAGGCAGCGGGACAGUGUCUUGGUCUUCAGGCAUGCCAGGAUCCAGGAGCAGGACAGGGCAGAGGGAUGUAAUUGGGGAACCAGGAGCAGGACAGGGCAGAGGGAUGUAACUGGGGAACCAGGAGCAGGACAGAGAAGAGGGAUGUAACUGGGUAACCAGGAGCAGGACAGGGCAGAUGGAUGUAACUGGGGAACCAGGAGCAGGACAGGGCAGAGGGAUGUAACAGGGGAACUAGGAGCAGGACAGGGCAGAGGGAUGUAACUGGGGAACCAGGAGCAGGACAAGGCAGAGGGAUGUAACUGGGGAACUAGGAGCAGGACAGGGCAGAGGGAUGUAACUGGGGAACCAGGAGCAGGGCAGGACAGAGGGAUGUAUCUGGGGAACCUGAGAGGCACAGAAGGAGAAAAGAGACUUGGCUGUAAUCCUUCAGAGGACUCCUCUCAUCCCUCUCUGUCUGUCUGGUUCUCUGAAACCCUCUACUGUGAUGGACUAACUGACUUUAUGAAGCCAUACGGGCCCCGCCAUCUUCACAGACCUCUGAGUUUUGGGGAAGGGGAAUGAGAGGUGAGGGGCUGGUUUGGAUGGAAAGACUGUGAUGUAAAAAUAUAAAAUAUAUGAAGGAAAAUAGAAAUGCCCAGUGUCCAGUGAGUUUGUGUUAGAGAGAGAGAGCAUGUGUGUAUUUUGUGUGUGUGUGCGAAAGAGAGAAAAAUAAUGUGUACAUUUGUGUGUAUGAAUAUACAGUGUGUGUGUGUGAGAGCAUGUGUGCAUUGGUUCAAUUGAAUGUUUGCGUAUGUGUGUGUGUGUGUGUAUGUAUAGUAUCCGUGUGUCUGUGUGCAUGUGUUCCCUGUCUGUUGUGACACCCCUGUCGCCACUGAAAACCACUUGAAAAGCACUUGUGGGUGCAGUUGCAUUGGAGACACUUUGGGCUGUCAGAACAGAGGACAGACAGGCAUCAGAUGGAGAUGAAGAAGACAAGAUCAUCCAGCUCCUGACUCUCACAUGCAAUACAGGACACUCCCUGAGAGAAAAAUGUUGAAAUGUUCAGUGAGAAUAGAAGACUGUAAUCAGCUGCUACCUCUGGUGUUAUUAAUGGAAUUGUUGUUAUUAUUGUUAUUAUUCAGAUGUUAUUUUUCAGUUACAUUUUGUUUUAUUUUUUAAAGAUGCCACAAUCUGCAGUCGUGUAGUGUUGAAACGCUCCUACAUAUUUUACCUAUAUAUUGUAUGUACACGUUUAACACAGGUAUAUUAUCAACAUUAUAAGCUUAAUUUAUAAUGUGAUAGGUUUGUAUCAACAAUCUAAAUCCUAAUUUCUUUCUCCCUCAACCCCAUAUUUCCCCUAUUGAAAGACCACUCUGUAUACAAUUUAGACCAUCAAAGAUACAACUCUGACUCACCACACACAGUUCUUUCACACAAAUGGUCAGUGUACACCUUCUCAAGUACAUCUCUGCUUUCUGAAUAGUGUCUGUCCAAUCGUUGUGGUUAGCAGUUCACAGUAAGGCUCUUUCUCAUUAGCUGAAUCAUAAAUAUGUGAUGGUUGACAAUCCACAGCAGUCCCAUGAUCCUCCAGGUCUGAUCAUACCACAUGACCCUAACCGCUGUCCACCCAUGGGGCAUCCCCCUGUCCCCAGCUGUCAGCACCCGUUUCACCAGGACGCCAUCAUGCCAUGUGUCCCCAGCACUCAGGCAACAAGGCUCUGUUUAUGACGCUGGCUGGGCGGGCUGGGCCGGGGUGGAGGCUCUCAGCUGUCUGUCUCAUUCCUCUGCUGCUAGGUGACACCAGGCCCGGCCCGCAGGCUCCACCAGGACCAUAACUCACCCUGCUGAAGGCCUGCUGUCGGGCAGGCAGCUCCAACCACACAGGACCUCUCAGAUCCUCUUCCACCCUAGGUGAACCAUCAGAGCCCUACACCACUGUUUAGGACAGGUCACUACAGUAUGCCUGCAUCUGGGUCCAGGAGCUCCUGACUGAAUAUCAUCUGGCCAGGGUAAAGGGGAAAAUACUGUAAUCAGCAAUGUUCCCUCAUUUUUUUAAGUCACUGAGCAAAUUUCAGGUCUGCUGAGCGCAAACUUGAACGUUGUUAAAAUUCUGUGCAACUUCCAG
Messenger RNA from Coregonus clupeaformis (lake whitefish), 4127 nucleotides. RefSeq names its product protein naked cuticle homolog 1-like. Gene Ontology annotation, biological process: negative regulation of Wnt signaling pathway. Gene Ontology annotation, molecular function: calcium ion binding. The record is from RefSeq and is a predicted model, not a curated record. The coding region runs from base 322 to 1719 and encodes 465 amino acids. Gene Ontology annotation, cellular component: cytoplasm. Lineage: Eukaryota; Metazoa; Chordata; Actinopteri; Salmoniformes; Salmonidae. The transcript has 10 exons.